AUCAACUGCGUCCGAUCCUUUCAUCUUCCAUUUGGAAAGCCAGGACUAAGUAACCAUGAGGGUCUUCAUCUUCUCCUGCCUUUUGGCUGUUGCUCUGGCCACGCAUGAUCGUGUCAACCUUUUUCAAGAAGUAACCUCUAGUGUUUCAUCCAGUGAGGAAUCCAUUGAAGUACCAACUGAAAAAAAUGAGCAGAUUGAGGAAGAAAAUGUCUAUAUGAAACAGUUGAACCAAAUCAUCAAGAAGUUCUAUCAGAAAUUUUACUUUCCACAAUAUCCUCAAGUGUACCAGCAACGGAUGUUUAUGAACCCACAGACCCAGAUGAAGACAACUGCUUAUCCUGUGCCCGUUUAUGAAAUGACCAGAAUCCCCCAGGAGAGAAUCAUCAGGAAGAAUGCUGAUAUGGUCAAAUUCAACCAGUUUCACCAGUUGGUCAUCCCCCAGUAUUUCCAGGCUCUGCAGCAAAAGCGGAUGGCUAUGAACCCUUGGUUUCGCAUAAACCCUUAUCACCCUCUUCCUGUUUUGGCUUAAUUGGAAAAAAAAAUCAUUCCUAAAUAGUUUUCUCAUCUAUGAAAACACCUCUACUAUCAAUAUCUUUCGGAAUUUUGGUGAAAAGACACCGAUGUACAGGCAAAAAGGAAGAUUGUGUGGAACGUUUUCUAUGUUGUUGAUUUUAUUUUGAGUUUAUGUUGGAUGUAGCAGCUCUUGAUUGUGGCUAUAUUAAUAUGAAUUGAUUACUUGAUGUCUUUUCACUAUGUCUGAGAUAUAGACUAUGUAUCUCUUAACAAAACAUUAAAAUUUUGAAUG
Messenger RNA from Ochotona curzoniae (black-lipped pika), 805 nucleotides. Its product is annotated as alpha-S2-casein-like A. Gene Ontology annotation, cellular component: extracellular region. The record is from RefSeq and is a predicted model, not a curated record. NCBI's taxonomy places the organism in Eukaryota, Metazoa, Chordata, Mammalia, Lagomorpha, Ochotonidae. Gene Ontology annotation, molecular function: protein homodimerization activity; zymogen binding. The transcript has 11 exons. The coding region runs from base 56 to 529 and encodes 157 amino acids.